AUGGCUACCAACGGCGAUUUCACCGACGAUGAAUCCCAGCCCGGUUCCCCCGUCAUGGAGCCCAACGGCCAGUACGACAUUGAAGAACAGGAGCCUCUCGACCAGCCCCUGAAGUCGGCGAUGAAGAAGGACUCUGCUCUUUCCCCCCAGCCGAAGCGCCCAGAGCUUCCUGAACAACCCAACCCAGACACCCUCGAUCUGUCGACGCUUACCCCUCUGUCGCCCGAAAUUAUUGCGCGCCAGGCCACCAUCAACAUCGGUACCAUUGGUCACGUCGCUCACGGAAAGUCGACGGUUGUCAAGGCCAUCUCAGAGGUCCAGACCGUUCGAUUCAAGAACGAGUUGGAACGGAAUAUUACGAUUAAGCUGGGUUAUGCCAACGCCAAGAUCUACAAGUGCGACAACCCCGAGUGCCCUCGGCCGACUUGUUACAAGAGUUUCAAGAGUGAGAAGGAGGUCGACCCGCCAUGUGAGAGAGAUGGCUGCACAGGUCGUUACCGUCUACUGAGACACGUCUCCUUUGUCGACUGCCCCGGUCACGAUAUUCUCAUGAGUACCAUGUUGUCUGGUGCCGCCGUCAUGGACGCUGCCCUUCUCCUGAUUGCCGGAAACGAAACCUGCCCCCAGCCUCAGACCUCGGAGCACUUGGCUGCUAUUGAGAUCAUGAAGCUGAGUCAUAUCAUUAUCCUGCAGAACAAGGUCGAUCUGAUGCGCGAGGACGGUGCCCUGCAGCACUACCAGUCGAUCCUGAAGUUCAUCCGUGGUACUGUGGCAGACGGCUCUCCCAUUAUCCCCAUCUCCGCCCAGCUGAAGUACAACAUCGAUGCGGUCAACGAGUACCUCGUGUCGCACAUCCCCGUCCCCGUCCGUGACUUUACCGCCUCUCCUCACAUGAUUGUCAUUCGCUCCUUCGACGUCAACAAGCCCGGUGCCGAGAUUGAUGAUCUGAAGGGUGGUGUCGCUGGUGGUUCCAUCCUGACAGGUGUGCUGAAGCUGAACGACGAGAUCGAAAUCCGUCCCGGUCUGGUCACGAAGGACGAGAACGGCAAGAUCCAGUGCCGUCCCAUCUUCUCUCGCGUGGUCUCCCUAUUCGCCGAGCACAACGACCUCAAGUUCGCCGUGCCCGGCGGUCUUAUCGGUGUUGGUACUCGCGUUGACCCUACCCUCUGCCGUGCGGAUCGUCUUGUUGGUUUCGUCCUGGGUCACCGUGGUCGCCUGCCUGCUAUCUACACUGAGCUGGAGGUUAACUACUUCUUGCUGCGUCGUCUGCUCGGUGUGAAGACCGCCGACGGAAAGCAGGCUAAGGUCGCCAAGCUGGCCAAGAACGAAGUUCUGAUGGUGAACAUUGGAUCUACGGCCACCGGUGCCAAGGUGAUGGGUGUGAAGGCUGAUGCUGCCAAGCUCAGCUUGACCAGCCCUGCCUGUACCGAGAUCGGAGAGAAGAUCGCCAUCAGUCGGAGAAUUGAGAAGCACUGGCGUCUGAUCGGUUGGGCCAACAUUGUUGCCGGUAACACCCUGGAGCCCAUCCUGAACUAA
Messenger RNA from Aspergillus terreus NIH2624, 1536 nucleotides. Its product is annotated as translation initiation factor eIF2 subunit gamma. Gene Ontology annotation, cellular component: eukaryotic translation initiation factor 2 complex; cytosol. Gene Ontology annotation, molecular function: GTP binding; translation initiation factor activity; tRNA binding. Gene Ontology annotation, biological process: positive regulation of translational fidelity; formation of translation preinitiation complex. Lineage: Eukaryota; Fungi; Ascomycota; Eurotiomycetes; Eurotiales; Aspergillaceae. The record is from RefSeq and is a predicted model, not a curated record. Bases 1 to 1536 code for a protein of 511 amino acids. The transcript has 3 exons.